AUGGCGGCGGAGAAAUUCCCCGGCGCCUCCAACGGGAACAUCGGGGCUCCGGCGCACGUCGGAGUGGAGGUCCCCGAGAGCGGCGGCAAGAGCAACCUGGGCGCGUCCCGCCUGCGGGGCUGCCUGCGAGCCAACCUGCUUGUGCUGCUGACGGUGGCCGGCGUGGUGGCGGGCGUGGUGGUGGGGCUCGGGGUGCGGCAGCUGCCGGGCGGCGGGCUGAGCCGCGUGGACAUCCUGCUCUUCUCCUUCCCCGGGGAGCUGCUGCUGCGCUUGCUGAAGAUGAUCAUCUUGCCCCUGGUGGUCUGCAGCCUGGUGGCGGGCGCCGCCAGCCUGGACCCGGCUGCCUUGGGGCGCUUGGGCGGCUGGGCGAUGCUCUUCUUCCUGCUCACCACCCUGCUGGCGUCCUCCAUCGGCGUCGCCCUGGCCUUCAUCAUCAAGCCCGGAGAGGGGGCGUCGGCCCCCAAGCUCUUCGGCGACGAGGCGGCCGUGCCCGAGGCCAAGCAAGUGGUCGACUCCUUCCUCGACCUCAUCAGGUGAGCGGGGAAGGGGAAUUCGGGUUUCUGCAGGCGUCGCAUGCUCAGAGGCGCUCUUGGAAUCGUAGAGUUGGAAGGGAUCCCCUGCAAAACAGGAACCCUGCGCACAACCGCCCCUGGCUGGGCUCGAUCCGUCAACCUUCUGGUUAACAGCCAGAUGUACAGCUUGUUGCUGUUUUUUGUUUUUUUCAAAGUACAGUGGUACCUCGGGUUACAUACACUUCAGGUUACAUAUGCUUCAGGUUACACACUCCGCUAACCUAGAAAUAGUGCUUCAGGUUAAGAACUUUGCUUCAGGAUAAGAACAGAAAUUGGGCUCCGGCGGUGUGGCGGCAGCAGGAGGCCCCAUUAGCUAAAGUGGUGCUUCAGGUUAAGAACGGUUUCAGGUUAAGUACGGACCUCCGGAACGAAUUAAGUACUUAACCCGAGGUACCACUGUAUAGCUUGCCCUGCAUUUUAUACUUUGUACAACUGCACAUUUCAGCAAACCAAAGCAGUCAUGUAACUCUGGAAAGGAGCAAUUAAUUUUAAAGGGAAUAUCACCUGUACAUCGAUGGCAGCGAUGAAAACCCAGUGCAAGGAACGGGAUAGCAGUUCCCCAUAGGCACUCCUGUUUGUCCAGUGUUGGUGCUGUUGCCCACCCUCCAGGAGGAACUCCAUCAAGGCUGAACCCUGGGGUAAAGCCACACGUGGCAGGAGCAGUUAACUGCAUCUUAAUGUGACGCGGUUCGUUUCUGCCACCUAGGCGGAUCCUCCUGAGAAAGCCAUGUCCCAUGGGUAGUAUAUUCUGAAAGCGGAUAGUCGUGGUUGCUUUGCAGGCUCACCGGCGUGUGAAUACCAAAGGUUUUUUUUUAGGCCUUUGAAUGUUAAUCACUAGGCAUAAAAUCUUGACCAUAUAGUAGCUCGUGCACUUAACCAAGAGCCAUCAAGCCUUACAGUGGGUAGCUAGUUAUACAAUUUGUAAUUUGGAUGCGUUCAGGGCGCUGUCUCUUUAUUGCUUAAAAUGCACUACCUCUUGCUCAGAUUAAGACUGGGGGGAGAGAAGAGCAACCCCCUUGAGGCUCAUGUAUGAGGUGUGCUGGGGGGGGGGAGCUUCUGUGACCCUUAGAUCCCUGCCUAAAGCAAUAGAUGCUUUCUUUGCAGGGCAGGUGGUUAAAAAAAGGGUACUGUAUUCCAACUACAGUGGUACCUCGGGUUACAUACGCUUCAGGUUACGUACGCUUCAGGUUACAGACUCCGCUAACCCAGAAAUAGUGCUUCAGGUUAAGAACUUUGCUUCAGGAUGAGAACAGAAAUCAUGCUCCGGCGGUGCAGCGGCAGCAGGAGGCCCCAUUAGCUAAAGUGGUGCUUCAGGUUAAGAACAGUUUCAGGUUAAGAAUGGACCUCUGGAACGAAUUAAGUACUUAACCCGACGUACCACUGUAUUCCUGUUGGCCAAAAUAUGCAUUACUUUAGUGGAAACAGAAGGAGCAUGUGUUCAUGCGUCUCCUCCCUCUUGUUUGUGGGACAUGGCCCUGGAAUGCUUCUUUUUUUAAAAAACCCUGGGAUGGUGUGUCAUGCGAGGACAAACAUUGCCUCUCUGUCUUCUCGCAUUUUCUUGGAUCUGUUUAUUCCACCCUCCCUGUCACGCAUGCCUUUAUGAGCUGGAAUAUAAUCCGGUGUAAGAGGAUCGCAUUUCUCCCAACCAACGGGAAAGCCUCCCCUGCCCCCUCCAGAGAGCCAGAGAAAAGGGCCAAAAUGUCUCAAUCCGGGCUAAAAUACGCCCUUCCAGAAAGGCCAUUGGUCACAGGGUGUAGAGUCCUCCCCCCCCCUCCACCGAUGGGGGUACAGAAUGUUCUAAGAUGGUCAUCCUGCUCUGUUGUGGCUGUUUUCCUGCUCCCUUCCUGGCAGUUUUUGAAAUAAUGUCAUCCUUCCUGACGAAAAUGGAAAUUUCGGACGGGUGCAGGAGUGGGAGGCCUGGAAUGUGCCGGGAUUAGGGUAGCGUCUGCAUCUUCUUGCUGAAUCCAGGGUGGUUGUGGUGGGCCGGCCGGCCUUCUCUGUACGGUGUGAAAAGUUACGUUGGCAGUGCAGAGAGGGCUGUGGCAAGAAACAGCUGCUUCCAUAGCAGAGGGAUGCGGAGACCUUGCGCCAGGUUUCUCUUCCCCUCAUGCCCUCCAGAUGUUUUCAUCUACAACUCCCUUUGAGGCCCCAACCAGCACAGUGAGUUGUAGUCCAAAACAUCUGGAGUAGCACCAGUUUAAGAGACGGCUGGUACACGGUUUUAUUGGGUGGCAGAAAACAUCUCAUUAUACACAAUUGGCUGGCAGCCCCACUUGGAAAAGGAACUUGAAGGUAUCGAAUCGCCAUUUCUGAUUACGGGCCACUUCAGCAAAACUGGAUGGCAGUCUUAGUAGUCUUCAACAGAUGCAAGCCUUGUAUUUGUGGACCCCAUUCUUAUUCUUUUAGCAUACGGUGCUCCUGUUAGAAAGAAACUCGGAUACAUAAGCUAGGUGCCUUAGGCUUAGACCAAGGUUACAGUCACCAAAAUGGAAUGUCUAGCUGUCAUUUUUGGGCGGCUCUUGAAUCUUAUUUUUCCAAGGAAAGCCAGACUGCGGUUGAUUCUCAGUUAAACGUCUGGCUAAUUCAAAGGGCAACCUUGAGUUGGGUUAAGACCUUUGAGAACUGAAAAGUCACUUGAUCCCGGGAUAGUCUACGUAUAUAUUGGCCUAUUCCUGUUCUCUUCUUCUUAAUAGUGACUGCUCCUGCUACCCAGGAAUCUUCACUUGGUCGCAAGUACAGUGGUACCUUGGGUUAAGAACUUAAUUUGUUCUGGAGGUCUGUUCUUAACCUGAAACGGUUCUUAACCUGAGAUACCACUUUAGCUAAUGGGGCCUCCUUCUGCUGCCAUGCUGCUGCCGUGCAAUUUCUCUUCUCAUCCUGAAGCAAAGUUCUUAAACCGAGGUACUAUUUCUGGGUUAGCGGUGUCUGUAACCUGAAGUACCACUGUAGUUGAAAGCCAUAUUCAAAAUGCGCCUGGUUUAAAAGUCCUGCGUCUCCAUCACUGCUGCUCAUCUGCAGAUCCGGAGAGCUGGUGGACUGAAGAUGUCAUCACCCAGACCAUGCCAGCUUUGUACUGAGUACUUUGCGGGGUUAGUCCAAAGACCCAUUGACUGGUUAAAUGCCUCCUAGGAGUAAUAGCAAUCGCCCCAAAGCCUUUCCCUCUUGGGCUCAACCUGCCGAAGCAGUGCUACCUUUGACUGCGUCUCCCCUGGGGAGGUGAUUCUGGUCCACGUUGCCGUGGCUGCAGGUCGCCUUUUAUUGAAAACGCUUCUCCCCUCCCCGCUGCCCAAUGCUAGUUGUGCUGCUGGUUGCUGUGGCAACCAUGCAACGCUCAUUUCCGCAGGUUUAAUGAUAGCUGUGCAAAGAUAAUACGGGACUGUAAUCUAAUCUACAGCUCCUCUAGACAGAUUUCCUCUUGUGGGAACCUGACAGGCAGAGGGGUGAGCAUCUCCUGGGAUGCUUGCCGACAUUAACACUCACCUGGCAGAUUGAAACCUGGCAGGUAGCUGUGGCGUGCCCAAGGCCUCUGCCAACUGGGCUGGCUUUCUGUUGCAAAGGGAUUUAACAACAAAAAACCCCAUAGAUAAGUAAAUGUGCGAUUGCUUGCCUGCAGUCUGUUCCACCACCUCAUUCUGGUCAUACACAGGCCAGGUUAGAAUUGUUGCGAGGAAGCACAGAUCCUCAAGGGACUAGAGCAGUCUUUCACAAAAGGACCCAAGUUCAGUCUUUGUAUCGCUGGUUAAAAAUAGAAUCGAGCAUCAGGUGAUGAAGAUGUUUUCUGCCCAAGAUCCUGAAGAGCUGCAAUAUUGGUGUGUUUGUGUCACCACCCCAGAUAGAAAAUUACGAGAACCACCUUGUUUUUCUUUAUCUGACCUGGAUCUUGGAAGCACUGGAACAUCCUGUCCAUGCAUAAAGCAGAUUUAUUUUUUAUCUCAUAUUCUUUAUUGAAAGAUAAAAGAAUACAUAAUGACAUGCAGACAGGGUAGGAUAAGACACAAAAAAGAAGAAAGGAAGAAAAGAAAUACGUAGCAGAGAACAGAACAGCAACAAAUGUAUAAAUUACAAGAAAAUGUUAUUGUAGUUACCCAGACCAUAAGCUAAUACAGUAUUUAUAUAACAGAUUUUUUUGGCUACAGAGUACUUGAGAACUUGUGUAGAGACCCCUGCUCCCAGCCCAGCCUACCAGCUGGAACUGACACCCCAUGUGGUGCAUGCACAAUAGAUGACCCAAUGUUUUGUGAUCAUGUGGGUUGUUCUCUUCCAGUUUUCCUCGCACUGUUGCAACCUCUGGGCACCUGGCACGACAAAGCACUUUGCUCGGGCGCUGUGCCCCUGAGACACAAAGUUCCAGGGAGCUGGGGAAAGCUAAGAUAUAGCAAGAACCAGUUCCCCCACUUCCUCUGCCCAGACACAUGCUCCCAGUCCAGGAUCUGUUGCAAGACCUUUUUUCCGCAUAGCUUGGAGUUGUGGGUGCCGCGUAGAGAUAAUUUCUACCCUCUCCUAGAUGGAAAUCUUUAAUUUCAGGGCUGGCUGGGUUUUUAUAUUCCCCCCCUGGGGGGGCUAUAGAAGUCUUUUUAUACACCUGCCCAUUACCAAAUUUGGUAUUCUGGUAACCCUUGCCCCCUACUUUCUUCCACCUCCCCCCCCCAAAAAAAAACCCUCUGUGCGUGUAACAACAAUCACAAAUUACACUAUUGCAGGAGAAUGUGGAUUAGUUGAAUUGCCUCCAGGAUAAUGGGAUUUCAGCUCAUUUUCCACAACCGUUGGUCCUUUGGGCAGAUGGGAGCUGGAAUUCAAAACAUCUGGAAGGCGCAAAAGCGUUAGCAGGGUGAUCUAUAGCAUCGAGCUAUUGCCUCCGCAAGCAGUGUCUUAAUGCCGAAGAGAGAAAAUCUAAUAAAAUUGUACCUUGGCUACCAGUUAACCUUGGUUGCACCUCUUUAGGGUCUCAAACACAGAAGCAUUUUGCAGCUCCCACGUACAACCAGUGUUAGAAAUUAGGCAGACGCGAUUUGCCACUGGCGCGGGUCCCAUUGCAACCACAUGGAGGUCUCUGGACUGGGGAAAACCAACCGUCACAUAGAGAAGGAUCUGAAAUAUUUCUCGAAGCUUGACUUUGUUUUGUUUUGGAUUGUUUGGCUUGAUGUUUCAAUAUGCUGUAAGUCUCUUCGAGAUCUGUUCUUUACAGUGUAAAGCAGCAUAGAAAUGGAGUUAAGAAUAAGAAUAAAUUCCAUUGUCUUUUAAAAAUGAAGGGUGCCCAGACGUUUGGUUGUGGUGACUGUAACCUAGGUUUAAGGUGCCGUUUGGCCAUUGGUUUAUAUAUCUGAGUUUCUAACACUGCAUAUAAUACUUGUUAUAUCUGCCUUUGCCAACUUGGUGCCCUCUGGGUAUUACAAGUCUCAUCAGUUGGAGUCCAGCAACAUUUGGAGGGCACCAGGUUGAGGAUGCCUGGGUGGGAGCUCAACUGCAUUCUUUACUGUGUAUGCUUCUCCCCCCUCCCCCCGCUUAAAAAAAUUGCACCAUUGCUAAUGCUCUAGCAAGCACAAGCCUUGAGGGGGGCAGUUCCCCUGCUUUUAUCAAUUUACCUGGCAUUUCACACAAGUGGGGUAGCUUCCUCUCUCUACCUUUGCUCACCUUUGCUGAGUCAAAGAUGUGACCCAUGCCCAGCUUUUUCCCUUUGGACCACUUCCAGUUGAAGGAGAGACGAUCUCAUAAAGACGGUUGCCCUGCCUGCUUGCAAAUAGGCUAUUGACUUCGCCUUGCCUUAAGACCAGAGAGGUCAUGCAGUUUCAAUUGUUAUAUUGGCCACAAUCCGAUUGGUGUGUCCACCCUCCGAAACAGCUGCUUGCAUCACCCUAGUGAUAAGCCCAGAAAAACAGUUUUGUUCAGAAUUUUGCCAAAAUUCUGUAUGGGGGAAGCUCUGCUCCCCAUUUCUUUUUGUUAUACUUUUUUAAAAUUAACUUUCCCCUAACGUUUUCACAUCAAAUAGUUUCGUAAAUUGACUUCCCACUCCCACUUCAGCAGUGUUCUUACUCAAACCUUUUCUACGGCACUAUAUCUUUAUUACACAAAGUUUCUCUGUUACAGUUGUUUUGUCAUUUUGCUUCCGUUGCGUCUAUCUCCUACCCUGACCGCGAUUUCGUUUGACGAUAGCAUUUUUUUUUAAUAGUCCAAGAAAGGCCUCCAUUCUUCUGCGAAAUGUUCAUCAUUUUGAUCUCUUAAUUUCCCCGUCAGCUUUGCCAUUUCUGUGUAGUCCCUGCUGUUUCUGAGCUCGAACGCUGCAGCUCUUUCAAAAUAAUUUGCCGCCAUCAAAUUUGGAAACCUGUCCUGUAACAGCUUCCAGAAGAGGAGCCCCGAUGCAGUUGUACCUUGGUUUUCAAACACCGCAGUUCUCAAACGUUUUGGCUUCCAAACGCCGCAAACCCGGAAGUGACUGUUCCGGUUUGCGAACUAUUUUGGGAAGCCAAACGUCCCAGCGGGGCUUCCGAUUGGCUGCCGAAGCUUCCUGCAGUGAAUCAGAAGCCGCACUUUGGUUUCUGAACAUUUUGGAAGUCGAAUGGACUUCUGGAACAGAUUCUGUUCGACUUCCAAGCUACAGCUGUAGUCCGUUGCAUCAGAAGCGGCGGAGUUAAGAGAUGCAUGGAGUUAAAUUUCUGCAAAUAAAGUUACUUUGGCCUUGGGUUCACUUUUGGUCUAAGCUGGUGAUAAAGCAGAAUAAUAGAAUUGUCGCUUGUGCUUUUCAUAAGCUUGAGCUCCAGGAGAGCUAAACCCCUUGCUAUACGAGGCAGAGAUGGGAGGGAGAGCUUUUAUUAAUGCUGACAUUGAGCUUGAGCUGGGUUAGUCCUCUGCCUCUGCCACUCCGGGGGAACAAAGAGGGUGUCUUUCAUGUUGACCUCAAUCUGGGGCUCCCUGUUUGUGGGUGGAGCCGUAUCGACUGAUUACUGCUGUGGGUAGAAAUCCAGUUUUCCGCUGUGACCUACCAGUGGAAAUCCAGUUUUCUGCUGUGACCUUCCAGAACCUGGGGUAAUGCUGAGCAACUCUGAAUCGAGCCAUUGUGGACGGAUGGAGCAAGCUGGCAGCGGUGACGUAAAGGCCUCUGCUUGCAGAGAAACAGGAUCUUUCCAGGGGCAGAGAAGACCGCUCAGCGAAAGGGGUGGGCUUCUCCUGGCAUUCCUGGGAGCGGGAAUGCUUUUGGGAGAUCCUAACACAGCCUCGUGCCCUCUGGAGCAGCUGGCUGAGAACGAUGGGAGUUGUACCCCAAAAACAUCUGCAGAGCAACAAGUUGAUGAAGACUGUGAUAGAACUCUUUCCCCCCCAUGUCUCUGGAAGGGUCGUGGUUUUGGGGGGUUUUUUUUUGCAUACAAUAAAGACAGUGGACGCUCGGGUCGCGAACGUGAUCCGUGCGGGAUGCACGUUUGCAACCCGCAGCGUCGCGUCUGUGCACGCGCGGGUUGCGCUUCUGCGCAUGCGCAAAGCACGAUUUAGCCCUUCUGCACAUGCGCGACUGCCGAAACCUGGAAGUAACCCAUUCCGGUACUUCCGGGUUUUGGUGGUCUGUAACCCGAAAAAACGCAACCUGAAGUGUCUGUAACCCGAGGUAUGACUGUAUCAGAAAAUGGAAUGCUGUACGCACACCGGUUUAAGAGUUGCUGAGUCACCACACAACAAAAGUUGCUGAGUCACGUUCAAAGGAAGGCCCUUUAAGAAGAUAAGUUUUCGGUUGCUGCCUAAAGGCAAGAAUGCUUGGGGCUUGCUUAAUUUCAGCCGGGAGCUGAUUCCAGAGAACUGGAGCUGCAAUUCUCCCGGAAAACUGUACUGUUACACCCAAAUUUGGCGAACAACGCUGUGCUUUGCCCUCCAAGUCAGAACCAGGGCAUUGGUUCAUCUUGCUUAUGCUGACUGGCGGCUUUCCCCCUCUCCAUCCUUACAUGGAAAUAGCACAGACUGACCUUGGGACCUUUUUUGCAUUUAAUUUCUCUGCUCUCCCACUGAGCUCUGGGACUUCCCUAAAGAGGCAGGUCCCACUGCUUCUCUUGCACAACAGCCUUGAACUUGCAACCUUCAGUGGCUCUGAGCAGCCGGCCGGCCUCCAGCUGGCGAAUUGUGCCUCUGUUUUCCAUUUGGGAGGCAAGCAGCAAACUCCCUUCCCGAACCAGGAAAUUGGAUUGAACUGGAGUGUAUUUGGGGGUGAAGGGAGCAGCAGGCAAGUCUGAGGCUUGGGUGCUGGUGCUCAAGCCAUGGUUGUAGCUGUUGCAUUUGAAUUCCACCAGACUUUUGAAAACCCCGUCUUUGGUGGGUUGUGUCAGCCUCCAAUGGCCAAGUCCUUUUCUUGCUGAGCUUAAAGGUAAAGGUAACCAUUAGGUCCAGUCGUGGCCCAAGACUCUGGAGUUGUGGCGCUCAUCUCGCUUUACUGGCCGAGGCAGCCGGCGUACAGCUUCCGGGUCAUGUGGCCAGCCGUUUACCUUCCCACUGGAGCGGUACCUAUUUAUCUACUUGCACUUUGAUUUGCUUUCGAACUGCUAGGUUGGCAGGAGCAGGGACCAAGCAACGGGAGCUCACCCCGCCGCGGGGAUUCAAACUGCCAACCUUCUGAUCGGCAAGUCCUAGGCUCUGUGGUUUAACCCACAGCGCCACCCGCGUCCCUGAGCUUAUGUACCCCCCUAACCCACAUUCAGUAGAGCACGAGGCUGUCAGUCUCAGGGUUGUGGGUUUGAGCCCCACAUUGGGCAAAAGAUACCUGCAUUGCAGGGGGUUGGUCUAGAUGAUCGUUUGUGGUCCCUUCCAACUCUGCAAUUCUAUGUUUAUCUUGCCCAUAACAGCCAUAGCGACCCAUUCACAAAAACAGUCAGGAAAUAGCCAUGUGGUCAUUGGAGGAUAGGCUAUUCCACUUCUUAGAUUCGGCUGGCCUUCUGCGAACACGAGAUUCGGCUGGCCUUCUGCGAACAUGAUAAUAAAUCUAGCGUCCUUUGCCUACUGUGUUUUGUUUUUUUAGACAAACAGCAAAUGAUUCUUGAAUACCAUGAGAAUUCAAGAAAGGCAGAGUGGUCCAUUUCCCUCUCGUUGUUCACAAUGUGUCAUCACCCCUCAUUUCUCUUCUCCCCCCCCAAAAAAAUUGGUUUUCCAGCCCAUCAGGCUCUUUUGAAAACAGAUAGGCAGAGAACACAUUGCUGAACUUCAUCAACCCUGGGAAUAAACCUCUCUGCUUAUUUCCAAGCAGACAGUUCACUACCACGAGAUCCUUGCGGUGGCGAUGAUUUUUACACGCAGAGUCAGAAGCGCCUGUAGUUUAUGAGUCGCAUGGAAUCCUGAGUCAUGAGAGCUGACAUUUAAACGUCUGCCGUUAGAGGGAAGGUGCUUUGAAAAGAGGUGGGAGAGAGGAGCUAAUUCUGAGAGCUUUGUGCAGGGGGUAUUUUGCGCAGGGUCUUCCAGCAAUUCGGCUGCUCAUAAUGGAACUUGGGCACUGUCGCGAUAGGAAGGAGAGACAGUUUGCAACGAUGCUUUUUGGAGUAGGUGCGGUUAUUUCUGUACACCGUCUGUUUCUUUGACUCGGUUCGUUCUGAAAAGGGGGUGGGACAAGGAUGGUUUUGUCCUCCUAAAUCUGAUGCAACAUGCGCCGGGUGUUGAGUUUCCUUGCUGAUGUCGUGAGGUUGGGUUUUUGGUGUGUGCUUCCCCCCCUAAAAAAAAAAAGCUAAAGAACAGUUCAUUUAGGCUAAAAAGAUGACUUAUUUCUCUGCUGAGAGCAAAAGGAAAAUUCCAAAUUCCUGAGAAUUAGGGGUGGGUGGAAAUCCUCAAGAGCCCCAGGUGGCAUCCAGCCAAGUUUUACUAUGUAUUGAAAUGAAUGGGCCUAACUUAGUCAUGCUCAUGAAUAAAAAUGCGUCUACUCAGAGUAAAAUUUAGUUGAACACACACCCUAUUUUUUAGAUAGAAUCAUAGAAUCCUAGAGUUGGAAGAGACCACAAGGGCCAUCGAGUCCAACCCCCUGCCAAGCAGGAAACACCAUCAGCGCACUCCUGACAUAUGGUUGUCAAGCCUCUGCUUAAAGACCUCCAAAGAAGGAGACUCCACCACACUCCUUGGCAGCAAAUACCACUGUCAAACAGCUCUUACUGUCAGGAAUCGGGGGUCCAAAAUCCUGGGAGCCCCAGGCUGACAUACAGUGGUACCUCAGGUUAAGUACUUAAUUCGUUCUGGAGGUCCGUUCUUAACCUGAAACUGUUCUUAACCUGAAGCACCACUUUAGCUAAUGGGGCCUCCUGCUGUUGCCGUGCUGCCGGAGCACGCUUUCUGUUCUCAUCCUGAAGCAAAGUUCUUAACCUGAAGCACUAUUUCUGGGUUAGCGGAGUCUGUAACCUGAAGUGUAUGUAACCUGAAGCGUAUGUAACCCAAGGUACCACUGUAUAUAAGUCUAAGAAGCUUACAUGUGCACCACAGAACGCAUUCGGACCUUGGAAGUAAAAUACCUUGCCAGUUGAGUGUUUUGGCUCUUGAACGUCGCAAACCCGGAAGUGAUUGUUCCGGCUUGCAAAUGUUCUUUUGAACCUGAACGUCCGUCGUGGCUUCCGAUUGGCUGCAGGAAUCUCCCGGAAAAAUUAAAAAGGCAAAAGCCUUACACUGCCCCUCCUGGUGCAAAAGGAGAUGGGAACCCUCAAACAUUUAGGAUAAAAACCACCUCCCAGUUACAAGAAAAUGAACAGGGGUGCCUGGGAACAGAGGCCUUGACAGACAUUGGGGGGGGUGCUAUCUUGUGGGCUGCAUGGACCCCAGGUUUACAGUAUGGCUAUGACAUUUAUGCGUGCAAAGGGGUUGGACUAGAUGAUCCUUGGAACCCCUUCCAACUAUGAUUCUAUGGAAAGCGUAAUGCUGGUGGUCAACAAAAGAGGUUUAAAGACUGUCUCAAGGCAAAUCUAAAACAAUGUAGUACUGUAUAAACACCGACAACUGGGAAACACUGGCCUGCGAGCGCUCCAGUUGGAGAACAGCCUUUACCAAAGGUGUCAUGGGCUUUGAAGACACUCGAACUCAGAACGCAAGGGGAGAAACGUGCUAAGAGGAAGGCACGCUUGGCAAAUCCACACCGUCAUCAACUCCCGCCCGGGAACCAAUGUCUGCACUGUGGAAGGACGCGUGGGUCCAGAAUUGGCAUCUACAGUCACUUACGGACUCCUUGUUAAAACUGUGCUUAUGGAAGACAAUCUUACUUGGCUAUGGGUGAUUGCCAAAGAUGAUUCUGUGAUCUAAACCAGCGUUUCUUAAAUGAGUCUUAUACUGAGGGCUGCUGCUCUCUUGCUUGGUGUCUUUGGCUUCCUGAGCUUUCUAAAAUGAUAGUCAUUAUACGGGAGGGCGCUUGGGAGGUUUUGGAAUUCAAACCUUUCUGCUGUUUGUCCUUUGUGGCCACAGUCUAACAAAGAUGUACUUGUUCUGGGCUGGGGCGCAAGAGGUGAUUUUGGAGAGCAUGUGCCAGGAGUUUCUUCGGAGAAGCUGCCUCAGACGUUGCUGGCUUUAUGCAGGCAUAACCAUGGUCAAAUGCAAAAAUUGUGGUUCCCCAUGUCGGUUGAUCACCAGCCUUCGGCCACGGUUCAGGCAUGCGGCUUAACGAUGGUUAAAGCAAGGGGAACCGUGUCUGUUUUGCUGGUGAUUGAGACCGUCCAAAUCUGGAUGAGCGAGCUGGAGUGCCUGAGAUCCGAGAAUGUGGAAUGGGUGAGAUUCAAGAGGAUAUAAAAACUACAGAAAGGGGGUGGAGCAGGUGGUGCUACUUUAAAUCGUCUUUCUCCAACCUGGUGCCCUCCAAACGUUUCGAACUCCAAUUCCCACCAGUCCUAGUCAGCAAGGCCAAUACUCCGGGAUGAUGGGGUUUGUAGCCUAAAAUAUCUGGGAGGUAUGUGGAAAGGUGUAUGGAGGCAUUGGGAGCAAUAAUUUGGAAGACUUAGGCAGGAGCAACGGCAGUUAGUUUUGUCCUCUUCCCUAAAGCUGUAAGGGUGAUAACUGAGGAGGAGAAAGAUGCUCAGGAGAUUGCUGGAAGAGGAAAUGGGAGACUUCAUCCCAGGGUAAAUAGCUGCUCAGUUAUAAUAACAGACAACAUUUCAGAUACGAUUGUGCCUUUCGGAAAGAGAUAAGAGGAGACUCGACCCUUCAUUCAAUAAUGAGCACUGUGCAGGGCAGGGCCGUAACUUGCCUUUCUCAAACCCGACAUACCUGCAAGUAGAAAAUAGCCUGCUUGGUGCAGUGCAGUCGCCUUGGGUUUCCGAAGAAAGAAUUUCUCAUAAAUGGAGGCAUGAGAUAAAAGAGAGCGACGGGAAGGUCAAAUUCCUUUAGGCGGUGGCUCAGAUUCACUGUAAGGGAGGUUCAGAUGAAAUCUCCAUGUGGGUUGUAUCCAGCUAUGUUAGACGUACAUACAUAUAUCAGUGUUCGAAAUUAGCCGGGCACCAGUCGCAUUUUGCCUGGUUGAAGUCAGCUGGUGUGCUGGGCACUGAGGCUGCAAAAGAUACCACACUGGUUUUCUUUCUGAUCUAGUAUCCAGUUUCUCCCCUUUUGUGUUUCUCAGUAAUAUCCCCCCCAAUAAAAUAAAAUAAAAUAAAUCCAUCUUAUCACAGGAUGCUUCUGUCAAGUGCUUUGCUGGAACUGCGAUAUUUCACCCUGGCAUCUUUGCAGCAUUCAAUGUAACGGCACAGUUCUCUGCAUAAUUUUUUGGCUUCUCUAAGUUUAGCGUCUAGUGCUGCACCCAUGGGUGGCCACCCAUGUCUUCCAAGCAUGAAACAGAAUGGCGCGUGUUCCGCAGAUAAGUACGCAGAGUUCUGAGAAGUUUGAUCGUGGUCUGAUAACCCGUUUGCCUGUGGUUGAUAUACUGCAGUUCUGUUUUUAUGUGAAAUAAAAAAAAUAAGGUUUUAUAUAUAUAUAAUAUGUUCAUAACUGCAUAUAUAAACCGCAUGUCUGAAACCCCACAGAAAAAGUCCUGAAAGCAUUUUGUCCCUCCCACAUUGACCUCAAAUAUUUCACUGCUAGGUCAAAGGAAAAUGGAAAAGCCUCCCCACUGUCUUUUCAUUCACAAAUCCUGUCUUAAGGGUAUGUCUGUGUAUGAAUAGGGUGAACCAGUGACCUGGCUCAGGAAUAAGUAUUUAUCAUUACAAAAGACUGGCCAGGCUCCCCAGGGUAUCCAACCAUUAACGGGUAACCUGUCAGAUGAGAUAAACAAGGCACUCAGAUUUCUGCUGUAGACCGCCUUUUCUGUGAUGUAGGUAUGAUGUAUGGAGGGGUGGUCUUGAGCUCCAGGGCAGGGAAUUUAAAAUGUCUAUAUAAGGGCAGGCACACCUUGGUUCUUUCCUGCGUGCAAGGGGAGCACCCUGUUGCAACAGUUCAAUAAAGAUCAGGCUUAUGAGCUGCUUUGCUUCUCAAUAUUCUCUGGUUGGCCUCUUGUUAUUUUCUCUGAUCAAUGGAGAACCUGCAAAGGACUCUAUAAGGGCUCUUGUGCUCCCAAUAAGGAGAUAAGGGCAGUUUUUUGUUUAUUACACAUGACAGCCAUGAAGAAUUGAAAAAUUAUGUUUCGGACGUGAGGCCUUGGCCCACUAAUGCUCUUCUCAUGUGGGGUCCGCCAAUGUGGCGCACCCGACAGAACGUCCUGUGAAAGGUCUUAGUAAAUUCUCCCCCCUGAAAUCCACAGCAGGCGAGAGUCCAUCACACUUUCCUCUCAGUUCCCGAGGUUCGGCCUCUCCUUCUCAGGAACAUCUCUCCCUGAAACAUGCCCACAUUUCUCUGGAGGCCAGGAUUUGACAUGCCCACCCGCCCAUCUGAGCUGAGGAGAGGUUGCAGAGCGCUUCUCUAUGCGCAAACAUGGCAGUGGCUCACGCAGGUGCGUUUCCCUCACUGUUUAAUACGGGCGUGGGGCGCACCCACAUCCUUUUGCGGCCCUCUUUUCUGCGUUUUUAGAUGGGGCGGCCAUUUUGUGACAUGCAGCAGCCCCCUCCCCAAAUGGCGGCCAUUUUGCACUUUCUCAAAAUUCCAAAUGCUCCCACCGGCCCCCCAAAAUGGGAAGGGCUGCUCCUCCCUCGCGGUAAAUUUUGAAGGGCACGGGAGUGAAAAUGUCCACUAAAAACAGGAUUGUUGGAGCUGGGAAAGAGCAGUAUGAGGGAAAGCGAAGAGAUCUAGCAAAGAAGGAAAUGGGGGGCGGGGAGAGAGAAAAGGAGACUCUUAAAAGCUUGAAAGAAACUGCCACAGCCAUCUGACAUAAUGGCUUUAACCAACAUAGUUGACCUGGGAAGCAAUAAAUUUGGCUGCCCCAGGAGCCAGUCACUGUUUCCCAGCCUGGCCUACCUUGCACGGUCAUUGUGGGCCGGCUGAUAAUUUAAUUUAUGCUAAUAUUGUUCAAUUAUGGGUUAGGUUCCUUCAAUUUACGAAGUAAUGAUGUACUUUUAUGCUCCUCAAAUCUCGAGUGAUGGCUGCCCAGUUCUCCUCAGAGGUCUGAACCACCAUUGCAUCUGGCGUCCCAAAAGACAGCUAAAUAGCCUUCGGGCGCCAGGUUUAACAGCCCAGCUCUUUAUGGAGGCUAUAGGAGGCUAUUUAACCUUGUUAUUUCUGUCUCUGUUCCUGAUCUGGAUUGUUUCCUGCUUCUCUUUGCUUUCCACCGCUCCUGAUUUGAUUAUAGGGUGCUGAUUUGAUUGCUCUUCCUCUGCUGAUGGGUUGGUGUUUUGGCUCUUUGUAGUGAGCCGCACCUGUUGAAUUCCAGCCUGUCAGGUGGCUAUUGAAAAACGACGGAGAAAUAACAAUUUUGGCGAUAUAGAUUGCUGCGCCUUGAUUUUGUUUUCCUUGUUCCGGGGUGAGUGGGGUUGUGCUUGUUCUGAAAUCGAAUUUGGGGUGCAGGGAGACGGAACAAAUUGCUGCAUCCAAAUAACUGCAUCCGAAGUCACUUGUUUCAAAUAGCAGAAGACAUCUGAAGACAGCCCUCUUUAGGGAAGCUUUUAAUGUUUAAUAGAUUAUUGUAUUUUAAUAUUCUGUUGGAAGCCGCCCAGAGUGGCUGGGGAAACCCAGCCAGAUGGGCAGGGAAUUAAUAAUAAUAAUAAUAAUAAUAAUAAUAGUAAUUAUAGCAGGACGAGUUGGGAAAGUGAGGGGCUGGUCUGCACUUUCGUAGCUCCCUGUGGGCUGGGGGGGCUUCUCCUUGAUCUGACAUGCCACUCCCUGGGCCCCCCUUUCUGUGCUGCAAGAGGAUAAAGUAGGGCUGCCCCCCUAAGUGCUGACGGGGUCUCCGCUCUCCAAAUUGGGUCAGUAUUCUGCUCUAUGGAGCCAGCCACUCGCUCCCGGGAUUGGAGUCUUAAUCUUGUUUGUGCUGCCCAGUUAAUCCUCUGGCAGUUCCAAGCCCUGAAUUGAUGGCGUGGGGAGAAAAGUGGCGACCAGAGGGGAUUAGGGUGCGGGGAAAUUCAGGAGCCUAGUGAGCAAAGGUGAAGACUGUGAUAUCCGAUCUAUCCAGGAGUUACGGCAACGGAGCAGGUUAUUCUCGGCCAAGGCUCGGAUGACCCAGAGAAGCGAAGUGAGCGACUCAGCAGUGGGGAGCCUGGAAGUCCCCUUGGGGCAUGGGCUUUCUGUAGGUAGACACUGGCUACAAAAUGUGGGGAUAAUAAGCACACUGGCACAUAAUAAUAAAAAUAAAUUUUAUUUAUACCCCACCCUCCCCAGCCAAGACUGGGCUCAGGGCGGCUAACACCAGGUAUAAAAACAAUGGUUUAAAAUACAACUUAAAAACAAGAUUAAAAUAUAACAAAGUGCAGCCUCAUUUCAGUAGAAACUCAAAUCAAAAACUUUUGGGGGAUGAAAACGUCAAGUCUCCACCAUAGCCAACUAUCCAGACUGGUCCUGCGUGGGCCGGAAAAAAGCCAAGGAAGUCCCCAAAUAGGAGUUCCAUCACAGAAGGAAAAAGGAAAGAGGGGGAGGGGAUCAAGUUGAUUCCAAGCCAAAGGCCAGGCGGAACAACUCUGUCUUACAGGCCCUGCGGAAAGAAAUCAGAUCCUGCAGGGCCCUGGUCUCAUGAGGCAGAGCGUUCCACCAGGUCGGAGCCAGUGUUGUUCUAUUAUGGGUUAAGUUCCUACAAUUUAUGAAGUAAUGAUGCACUUUUAUGCUCCUCAGCUCUCGAGUGAUGGCUGCCCAGCUCUCCUCAUAUCCCGUAGCAAAAAGCCCUGGCUCUGGUUGAGGCUAAUCUGACUUCCUUAGGGCCUGGGACCUCCAGGGUGUUGCUGUUUAUGGACCUUAAGGUCCUCCGCGGGGCAUACUGGGAGAGGCAGUCCCGUAGGACAGAGAGGUAACUGUGAUCCCAUACCUUUGCUGCCUUAUGGGAAAUCUUUGGGAGAAGAAAAGGCUUAGGAGGAAACCCUGCACAAAUCCGGAGGGGGGUCCCUAAGGCAGUUGGGUGGUGCCUUGCUUUCCUCCUUCAGGCAACUCCUGCAGCCAGGCUGGGGCCAAAUGUCUUGUUCUGCUUUCCUUUGGCCACAUCAGUGGGGCCGAGAGGGGAGUCUUGUUGUCUGGGCAGCCCAGGACCUCCAGAUACUCUGCCCAGGCUUGCAUCCCAGGGAGGUCACUUCCAUGCUGCUAAUGCAGUAGUUUGACUUCACCCUCAGAGGCGCACUCCAUUGUGUCUCAAGACCGAUGGAUGCUACCUGGAAGGACCUGGUUAACAAGCAAUGAAAACAGCAUACUGGAAUAAAAGGAGCCGCUCUGGUUUGACCCAGUGGAGCCGGACAUUCCUAUGAGAGGCAGCGUGGUGUAGUGGUUACUGUUGGGCUAGGAGUUGGGAGGCUAGGGCUCGAAUCCCCCCUCAGGCAUGAAGCUCACUGGGUGACCUUGGGCCAGUCAGUGUCUCUCAGCCUAACCUACCUCACAGGGUUGUUGUAGGGAUUCAUUGAGGAGAAGGGAGAACCACGUACAUCGUCUUGAACUCCUUGGAAGAAAAGGUGUCAUUAUAUAGCUAAUGAAAUAAAAUAAAUGCAUUUUGGGAAGCAUUAUGGAGGUAGUGUCCUGGAGAGCUCUUUAGGAGGCUGGUGUUUUUGUCACCAUCAUCGAGCUUGCAAGUGGUCACCUUCUAGGGAGGAGUUGGAAUUUGCUUGCAGGCAAAUCAGCCUUGCAAACGAGUCUCAAAAAACCGCAAGCCCAAACGCAUGCGUGCGUACACACACACAAUGUUUACAAGCUUUGCCACCGAUACGCAAGAGCUAGUCAACGCUUCUGUGUGUAUGUGUGGAUUUUCAGCUUCUGCUGAUUUGUGUGCUUUGGUCUCGAUAACAGUUUUUGGGAGCACCCUUUAAGUUGGGAGGUUAUUUUUGGAGGUCUGCAACUAGUGCAUGGGGGGACCAACUUGUGGGACCCUCCAGAUUAGCCUUUCUCAACCUGUGGGUCCCCAGAUAUUGUUGAACUACAACUCCCAUCACCCCUAGCUAGCAAGGCCAGAGCUCAGGGAUGAUGGGAGUCGUAGUCCAACAACAUCUGGGGACCCACAGGUUGAGAACCGCUGCUCCAGAUGCUUCCAUCAGCCACAGUCAACAUGGCCAGUUGUUAGGGAGAAUGAUGAGUCCAGCAACAUCUGGAGUACAGCAGAAAGGCCACCCUUGAACCCCUAGCUGACUUUGGGGUGUAUGCAGGACACUGAAAAUAGAAACUGCUGAGGGCGAAGGUUGGACUUGGGCUACAGGGGUUUGGGGAAUGUGAAGAGGGUGGGUUGAGAGUACCCUGUCGAUUGAGAGAGGCUAUUUCCCUCUGGAACCCUGUUUUUCAUGUUUGUUUUUCUCUUUUUCCACGCAGGAACAUCUUCCCUUCCAACUUGGUGUCAGCUGCAUUCCGAUCGGUGAGUUGCUUAACUCCUCCCAACCUCCCCCUCCCCCACAAUUCUCCCCCUCCCAUUGAACCCAAGGCAGGCAGUGCUGGAUUUUGCGCCAAACACCACGUCGCACAAAUCAAAGCAUUUGGGUACUUGUGAUCCCAGAAGGGGCUUUAACAAUCGAUUGAUUGGCGUUUUCUAACAAAGCUUGACCAUUUGCAUUGUGGGCUCUUAAGAGGGGCCUGCUGGAUGGGGCCAGGGGCCCAUCUAGGCCCGCAUCCUGUUCUCAGUGGCCAACCAGAUGCCUGGAAACAGGAUUCAAGCACCAGAGCGCUCUUCCGUCUGGUGGUUUCCUGCGACUGGUAUUCAGAAGCUGUGGAGGCAGAGUCUAGCCAUGGCUAGUGGCCCUCCAUGAAUUUGCCAAAUCCUUUUCUAGAGUCAUCCCGCUUGGUGGCCCUCACUGACUCUGUGAUGACCAAGCUAGAUAGCUUAAUUCGUCUAAUCCUCUUCUAAAGCCAUAUAGAGAGCCCUUUCAGGAGUUGUGAUUCUCCAGAAAAGGGAAUGGGAGGCUAAGAAAACCCGGGGAGCAGGUGCUUCUUUCCAGAGUGGAGGAAACUAGAACAGGCAACUGCUUCGGUUACAAAACAGCCCGUGCUGCUCAGUUGCCAGGAUACGCAAUCACUUUGGGACACAAAGCGUACCUUUGCUUUGGAAACCUGAAAUAAUUUCCAUGGGGAGAAGUGCAAUGUUCUGGCCAGAUCUCAAAGGAACCCUUCCCAGCGUUCAGCAUAAUAUGGCAUUGCUACAGAGGUAUAAAGCUCCUUAACCAAACCUUCCCCAACCUGCGGACAGACCUAGCCAACGCGGCUGGUUGAUGAAGGCAGCCCAAUACUGCUUUCUGUUGCAAGCAGCCAUCCAGGAAAUGUGGGGUCAAUGUUUGGAAGAGGCACCUGGCUGCCUGUGGGGAACAGUAUCCUUGACUAGAUGGACCUUCUCAUUUCAUCCUGCUGGACUCUUCUUGCAUUCUUACGAUUUCCCUGUAAACACCUUGGGACUGCUACUAAUACUACAACUAAUAAAUGACAAUAGCAAUAAUUUUAUUAUUUAUACCCCACCCAUCUGACUGGGUUGCCCUAGCUGCUCUAGGCAGCUUCCAACAGAUAUAAAAACAUUGUAAAACAUCAAACAUUAAAAACUUCCCAGUACAGCUUCAGAUGUCUUCUAAAAGUUGUGUAGUUCUGUAUCUCCUUGACAUCCGAUAGGAGGGUGAUUCUCAGGGAGGGUGCCACUACCGAGAAGGCCCUCUGCCUGGUUCCCUGUAAUUUCACUUCUCACAGUGAGGGAACCACCAUAAGGCCCUCAGAGCUGGACCUCUGUGUCCAGGUUGAAUGAUGGAGACGCUCCUUCAGGUAUACUGGGCCUUUGAGGCCGUUUGGGGCUUUAAAGAUCAGCACCAACACCUUGAAUUGUGCUCGGAAACUUGCUGGGAACCAAUGUAGAUCCUUUAGGACUGGCAUUGAAUGGUCCCAGCAGCUGCUCCCGGUCACUAGUCUGGCAGCCGCGUUCCAGAUUAGUUGUAGUUUCUGGGUCACCUUCAAAGGUAGCCCCACAUAGAGCGCAAGGCAGUAGUCUUAAGCAGGAGCUAACCGGUGCAUGGACCACUCUGGCGAGACAGUCUGCAGGCAGGAGGACAUUGAUUUUCAAAUCUGGGUUUGCAAUGAGUGCCUAAUUCCCGAGACUACAAAUGCGUUUUGAGCAGGGAACAUGAACGGGGAGAGAGAACAUCAGGCGUGAGUCUGGAGAGACUCCGGUUCGGAUCCCCUCCAGCCACAAAUCUCACUGUGUGACCUUGGGCUAAUUGCCACCUCCUGGCUUAGCCUUCCUCCCAAUGAUGCUUUUAACAACAACAAGUAGAGCCCCACUUUCCCAGUAGUGAUGUAUGGAAGUGAGGGCUGGACCAUAAAGAAGACUGAUCACCGAAGAAUUGAUGCUUUUGAAUUCUGGUGCUGGAGGAGACUCUUGAGAGUCCCAUGGACUGCAAGAAGAUCAAACCUCUCCGUUCUAAAGGAAAUCAGCCCUGAGGGCUCACUGGAAGGACAGAUCCUGAAGCUGAGGCUCCAGUACUUUGGCCACCUCAUGAGAAGAGAAGACUCCCUGGAAAAGACCCUGAUGUUGGGAAAGAUGGAGGGCACAAGGAGAAGGGGACGACAGAGGAUGAGAUGGUUGGACAGUGUUCUUGAAGCUACCAGCAUGAGUUUGACCAAACUGCGGGAGGCAGUGGAAGACAGGAGUGCCUGGCGUGCUCUGGUCCAGGGGGUCACGAAGAGUCGGAAACGACUAAACAACAACAACAAGUAGAGCCCCACAGCUGCAUCAGUCUAAAAGCCCACCUCUGGUCCAGCCCCCUGUUCUCAGCGGCCAGGGAGAUGCCUCUAGGAAGCCUGCAAGCAGGUUAUGCGUUUUGAGCUGCAAUGGAGAAUUGGUAUGUCUGGCAGGAGGUCUCUGGGGUCUCUCCCAGACUUGUAAAUCAAUAUGCCUCUGGCUCCUCUGCUUGCUGCUUUGAAGACAGUGACCGAGAAGUUACGAGUUUCCCUAUCUGCAGUGAGCAGUUGCUUGCUGCUUACUCUCACAUGCUACUGUCCUAGCAAUGUGCUAAUUAAACGUCUUCCUUUCCACCAGAGGCUUAAAAAAAAAAAAAAAGAGGCCUUUUGUGUGUGGUUACAAAACGAUACCCUCCAUUAAUGUUCCCCUGCUUUUUAUUGACUGUUCUUUGUGAUGCAUUAAUCCUCUUUAGGACGCAGGCAGGGUAUGGGCAAUGAAGCCAGCUUGGCUUAAUUUUUAAUAGCCUUGUUAAAGGAACAAAGGUGAAUUCCCAGGUCAGAUCGCAGGGGACAGAUCCAGGCAGCACAUGGCGGAAGGACGGCUUCUGCCUGCAUCUCCCACCCGUUCAGCUUGGAACUCUUGGCACAUCCCUGUAAGGUCUGCUUCCCCACGGCUGAAUGUCUAGGGGAUGAAUAAUCUGAAUUCUUAACAGAUAAAUCGAUCGGUUAAUCUUCCCACUUGUCGAAAAACUCCAUACCGGUGUCUUUUUGAGAUAAUUGGCCAGUUGUUCAUCUCCUUUACCCAAGUGGCCUUGGUAGGGUUCAAUGAGAAGCCCCCUUUAAGAAAUCAUUUUCAAACUCCCUAGGACAGUAACGCUCCCAGAACCAUUGUCUCCAAGUAAAGGUAAAGGUAAAGGGACCCCUGACCAUUAGGUCCAGUCGUGACCGACUCUGGGGUUGCGGCGCUCAUCUCGCUUUAUUGGCCGAGGGAGCCGGUGUACAGCUCCCGGGUCAUGUGGCCAGCAUGACUAAGCCGCUUCUGGCGAACCAGAGCAGCGCACGGAAACGCUGUUUACCUUUCUGCUGGAGCGGUACUUAUUUAUCUACUUGCACUUUGACGUGCUUUCGAAGUGCUAGGUUGGCAGGAGCUAGGUAGGCAGGAGCAACGGGAGCUCACCCCGUCGCGGGGAUUCAAACCGCCAACCUUCUGAUCAGCAAGUCCUAGGCUCUGUGGUUUAACCCACAGCGCCACCUGCGUCCCAGUGUCUCCAAAGGGUGCCCUUAAUAUCUCGGCUCCACUGAGCAAUUAAUCAACACCCACUGUUGGUUGAUUUACCAAGCAAAGCUUGCCACCGAACCAUCAUCUUGCCAGUUGGAUUGGGAUUGCGGUGGGAUAUAUUGAUAAUCUGUUUUUCCCCAGCCGCAGGGGAGCGACCAGGGUUUGCACCUUCUGAAAGGGGAGGUGGAUGAACUAACAGCCUGCAGUUUUCCUGUCUGUGUUGGAAACAUCCACAGAACCCCAUGCAAGUACAAAGUGAAUUUAUUUUCAGCCACAGCUGACAUUGUCUUUCCCUCUUUGUGUUUCUCCCCAGUAUGCAACCAGUUAUAAACUGGUGAUAGAGAAGAAGAACAGGACAGGAGUCAGCGAGAAUAUCACGUUUGGUGAAAACGUAACAGUUGGUGAAACCAUCAUAGAGACGAAGGUAAGAGGAAUGGGAUGCACUUGGAACAUAUAUAUUUGGAUGUGUUGCCUCGGAAAAGAAACCUGAAGCAUGUUGGGCUCAUUUUCAAGCACCAUCCUUGGCAAACAACAGCUCCCAGAAUCCUUUGGGGGGGAAACCAUGACAGUUUAAAGUGGUAUCAUAGCACUUUAAAAAGUAUGGUAUGAAUGGGGCCUUGCUGUUCCACUAUUUACCCGUGACUCACAAAAGUUAGCGAUGAACACUGGCUUGCUUUCGUUUCCACCGUGCCUUUAGCAGGUGACACCCCUGCUUGUCACCACAAUUUUCCCACACAGGCCAUUUUAUGGGUCUCCUCUUUGCUGUUGGCCAUGGGACCAGCCACAAAGGCCUGUCCCCUCAUUGCCACUGGGUCUCUCGGCUGCCACUGUGCCUCUUCUGGCUUGGUGACCAUGUGCUACCGGGUUCUCUGAGGAGAAGUAUGGAUGUCCUUUAGCUCAGCUGUUUGAAGAAGGGAAGUCAGGGCUGUGUUGAGUAGGGGGGACCAUUUGAUUCUUUUAGCUGAGGAUAUGCCAAGGUUUGCAUUAGGAAUAUAUUGCGGUUCUACAAUAGAAUUGUUGAGGAGCGGACCUGCAAAAGCCAGAGUUAAGGGUAAGUGGUCGCUUUCAAUCUUAUAGCCCACUUGGAACUCUGUGACAAAUUUGUAUGCAAAUCUUGAGAUUAGGAUAUAAUCUAUGACACUACCGCCAAACUUUGUGGAGUGGGUGUAUUCCCCAGGGCAAUCCCCCUCUAUAUUGCCGUUUAGUAUCAGCAGGUCCCUCCGCUUUGCAGCCUGGGCUAAGCAAAGCCCUGGGUAAUUGCAUCUAAGAUCUUUAGAAAGGCGGGCAGUACCUGUAUCUAAAUGGAUGUCAGAGUCCAGAAACUGGUUGUAGUGGGUGUAUAAGCUGUCAUCAUUAGCACCCAUGCGUGCGUUGAAAUCUCCACCAAUAAUGAGCGGAGCAGCAGGAUGGAGGGAUUCAAGAGAGGCUAUAUAGGACUCUAAACCUGCCCAAGUGGCCUUAAUUGUUGAUUUUUUUUCUGGCAAGGAGAUAUAUAGACGCUGACCAGCAAUAAAGAGGCUCUCCUUCUUCCGGGAGAAGUAUUCCCUUUCUGAAAAGCACUUGCUGGGCCUUGUUUUCCUGUGGCCCAGGGAGUUGUCGUGGAAGGAUACAGAAGAGGCACUCCCUGUGGGUGAGGUGGCAGCUGGUGCUGUUACGCCUCAAUCGGUGGUGCCACAGAUAGAGAAAAGGGUGGCAGGAGCAGUUUGGGGGGGGGGUAACAGUUGCUGCUGUCCUCCAGUUGUUGCUGACUCGGUGUCAGGGACUGGACUGAGGAGGAAUGGUGGAGACCGGCCUCUCCCUCCUGCUGCACUUCCCAGAGAAGAGGAGACAGUAUAGAUUUAGAACAGUGGUUAGCAGAAGGUCACAGAUCAGAGGCUGCAGAGGGGAGAAGCUGGAAAAUACUGGGAGAGGAGCAGGAAGAAGCAGCAGCAGGGGAAAUUCAGCUAAUAGACUGAGUGUCUUUGGAAAGCGUGCCAGACUGGCAGGCAUUGAGAGUAGGAGAGCAGAAAUCUCAGAGGCAGAAAGCACAGAUUAGCCGAUGUAGGAAUCACGUAUAAUAGGAGAGACACGGAGAGGGUGGGACUUGGAGCAACGCCACUGUCCAAGAAGCGACAUCUCUAUGCCUCUCUCUGUGAAUAUUAAAUAAAAUACUUUGGUAAGAAUGUCUUGUUUUCCCAUUUCUGGCAGCCGGCCGUGAGGAUUCCUAGAAGCCUGACACUUGGUGGUUGUGGUAAAUGGUGGAAUAAGCAGAUGAGGCAAGGAGGGGCAGGAGCAGCAUGCUUCCCUGGUCUUCUUGGAAGUAUGGGGGUGUGCUGCUGUAAACCUUCCCCCCAACUGCUGCAUCCUCAGGACAAAUUAUUUGCUUGCUAUAAUCUCAAGGAUAUGGCUGUUGUGUUCAGACGUCUGCCUUGAGGGCAGGGAAACCCUCGACCGCUUUUCAAAUCCCUGGCUGUUUUUGUGACGGAAGCCUUUCCUCCCUCUUGCCGUCCCCUUAGAUCCCCACAGGCACAGAGGUGGAAGGGAUGAACAUCCUGGGCCUGGUGGUCUUCGCCAUCGUCUUUGGGAUUGCUCUGCGGAAGCUCGGGCCGGAAGGCGAGAACCUGAUCAAGUUCUUCAACUCCUUCAAUGAAGCCACGAUGGUUCUCGUCUCCUGGAUCAUGUGGUAAGGAGGCCGCCCGGUCCAUAUUUCCCCAGGAGUCUCAUAGGGGAACAGUGCAGGUGGAGAUAAAAUGUUAACGCAGAAGAGUUGGUUGCAAGGCCUCUCUGGUCUGGGUUUUGUGCAUUCCUGUGAAGUUCUCUGCCAAACUGAUGUAGCAAAAGCUGAUUUCUGAUACAGUGGUACCUCGGGUUAAGAACUUAAUUCGUUCUGGAGGUCUGUUCUUAAUCCGAUCGCCGCCACACAAUUUCUGUUCUCAUCCUGCAGCAAAGUUCUUAAACCGAGGUACUAUUUCUGGGUUAGUGGAGUCUGUAACCUAAAGCGUCUGUAACCCGAGGUACCACUGUACAUGUGUGGUGCAAUCACAUCUUACGUGGAAGUUUGUUUGUAAGGGUUCCACGUAUACAUGAAAAUCGCAUCUACCCAAAGCCUUGGAGCCACCCCAUAGCUUGGGGGGGGGGAGAAGCCCCAGUAUCCCCAGAGUCUGCACAUCAAGCAGGCUUUGCCCUCCAGGCAACACGAACUGUUAAAAAACUCUUUUUACACCGGGAAACCCCAAGCAAACCUGGCACAAAAAGAACUUUCAAGCUCUCCGCUUCGCUUGAAUUUAACUUGUGAAAUUUCAAACAGUCUGCCCUCAAUUGCAUAUGGUUGAAAUCUUGUGAGUUAAACGCUUGUAAGAUGCAAUCGUACUGUACUCUCAUACCUUGGAAGUCAAACGGAAUCCGUUCCGGAAGUCCAUUCGACUUCCAAAACAUUCGAAAACCAAAGUGCGGCUUCUGAUUGGCUGCAGGGAGCUCCUGCAGCCAAUCGGAAGCUGUGGAAGCCCCGUUGGAUAUUCAGCUUCCAAAAAUAGUUCGCAAACUGGAACAGUCACUUCCAGGUUUGCGACGUCCGGGAGCCGAAACAUUUGGGAGCUAAGCAGUUUGAAAACCAAGGUACGACUGUGUAUAUGUUAUGCAGACUAAGGAAAUUAGAAAGAUGCAUCAGUUAUUCUGUAUUUGCUAGUGGCAGUGCAGGGGGAGGCGUUGAAGUCCUGCCUCAUCACUCCUAGAACUUCUCCAGCUUCUGAUAUCUUACCAGGUGUUGCUCAUAGCCAUAAAGGCCACUUGGCAACUGUUGUAGCUGCGUGGAGAUUUUCUUAUUUUUCUGUCCUGCCUGCUGAUCUGCAUCACGUUCACCCAGUGCUAUACCAGCUGCACUGGCUCCCAGUGGAGUACAGGAUCAGGUUUAAGGUGCUGGUUUUAACCUUUAAAGCCCUAGAUGGCCUAGGACCCUCAUACCUACAGGACUGCCUCUCCUGGCAUGUCCCACGGAGGACCUUACGGUCUUCAAACAAAAACAUCUUGGAGGUCCCAGGCCACAGAGAGGUUAGGCUGGCCUCAACCAGAGCCAGGGCUUUUUCGGCCGUGGCCCCAAUCUGGUGGAACUCACUGUCACAAGAGACCAGGGCCCUGCGGGACUUGACAUCUUUCUGCAGGGCCUCCAAGAAGAGCUGUUCCACUAGGCCUUUGGCCAAGGCACGGCCUGACCCUCUCCUUCGGUAAUCCUCACAGAACUCUAGCCCAAUGGUUGCCAUUAAUUUUAUUUGAACUGAUUUUAUAAUGAACUGAUUUUAGAAUGUUGUAUUAUUUUACUGUUGUUAGCCGCUCUGAGCCCGGCUUUGGCUGGGGAGGGCGGGAUAUAAAUAAAAUUUGUUGUUGUUGUUGUUAUUUAUUAUUAUUAUUAUUAUUAUUAUUUAUUAUUAUUAUUUAUUAGGUCUCAGUGGUGUUCUUGCUGAUCCUCCUCUCUCUCUCCUUCCAGGUACGCCCCCCUGGGUAUCAUGUUCCUGGUAGCUGGCAAGAUUGUGGAAAUGGAGGAUGUGGUUGUCCUCUUCACCAGCCUGGGCAAGUACAUCUGCUGCUGCCUGGUGGGCCAUGCCAUCCACGGUCUCAUCGUCCUGCCAGCCAUCUACUUCAUCUUCACCCGCAAGAAUCCUUACCGGUUCCUUUGGGGCAUCUUCACUGCCCUGGCCACCGCCUUCGGCACUUCCUCCAGGUAUUUAUGAGCUGGUUGCGGCUCCAGAAAGCCAGGAGAAUGGGGUGCAGGUUUAAAAGGACACCUGUUGCAUAGCCAAAGGGGGGGGGAUUUGCUUGGAGUGAAUGGUACUCAAAUGUCAGGCAGGGAGGUCGGCUGAAUCUCUGCUUCCUUCCCACCUUCCCCCCCCAUUAAAUCCUUUAUUGAAAUUCAUAGAUAUCAUACAGUAUCUUAAAUCCACAUAUACAAAGGAAAAAAAUAACCUUACAUAAAUUUACUCUUUCCAUUUUCUAACUAAAGUAAAAUAAAAUAAAGUAAACCCCAUUAUUUCCCAAUGUAAUUGACGUUUGUAAUAUUGAAUGUACUUACAAUUCCUACUUUACUCUUAAUAUAUUUUCUAAUACUUUCUUACAACAUGUACCAUUUCCCCCAUAUUUCUUAAUAUUUACUUUACACAAGAGGUAGGGUCAUUCGAACGCUGCCAUGGAUAUUAUAUCACUGUUACAAAUUUGUAAAUAUCUCUUGAACAUAUCCCAUUUUUGAAUAAAUGGUUGUUUUGUAUUACCCCUUAGUUUAUUUGUCAAUAGAGCCAUUUCUGCGUAAUCCAGUAAUUUGUUCCGCCAUUCCCUUAAUGUUGGUACUUUCCCCCCUUUCCAGUUUGAUGCAAUUAGUAAUCGGGUGGCGGCUGUUCCGUAUAAGAAGAUUUCUCUUAUAUUUUUUGGGAUAUCUCUACCUGAACAACGUCAGGAAACAGUUUCAGCAAUAAUAAUAAAAAAGCAAAGGCAUAUAAAGUCUGUGUGAACCCUACCCUGGAAAGCUCAUGGGCACAGAAUUAACAGAGGUGGGUGGGAGCUCUCUUGAAGGCAAGGAACUGUGCAGCUUGGGUGCCACCACUGAGAAGGCUCACCUUUGCAUGUGGACGGAGGCAGCCCUUAAGGGGUCCUGCACUGUGAUUUAUUCCAUGUUGGAACUGGUGGGAGUUGUGCUGCGCCUGUGAGCUGUUUCAGGAGCACUCUCUCUCUCUGCCCACGUUCUCAAGCCACCUCUUCCUCCUCGCAGCUCUGCCACCCUGCCCCUGAUGAUGAAGUGUGUCGAGGAGAAGAACGGCGUCUCGAAGCACAUCAGCCGCUUCAUCCUGCCCAUCGGGGCCACGGUCAACAUGGACGGGGCUGCCCUCUUCCAGUGCGUGGCUGCCGUCUUCAUCGCCCAGCUCAACAACAAGCCUCUCAACUUCAUCCAAGUCAUCACCAUCCUGUGAGUAUUCCGACCAGUCUCCCUUCGGGCUCAAAUGGUGGUCCUUAGAAGCCCAUGCACCUUGCACAACCUGUUCCCUCCCCUUUCCCCAAACAGACAAAGCCCACCACCCAUAGACUGUGGCCCACCUUGCCAAGCUGCUGGCAGGCUGCCUUCGCUGUAUGUGCUUAAUAAUAAUAAUAAUUUAUUAUUUGUACCCCGCCCAUCUGGCUGGGUUUCCCCAGCCACUCUGGGUGGCUUCGACAAAGACCAAAAAUACACUAAAAUAUCACACAUUAAAAACUUCCCUGAACAUGGCUGCCUUAAGAUGUCUUCUGAAUGUCAGGUAGUUGUUCUUCUCUUUGACAUCUGAUGGGAGGGCGUUCCACAGGGUGGGCGCCACUACCAAGAAGGCCCUCUGUCUGGUUCCCUGUAACUUGGCUUCUCACAAUGAGGGAACCACCAGAAGGCCCUCGGCACUGGACCUCAGCGUCCGGGCAGAACGAUGGGGGUGGAGACGCUUCUUCAGGUAUACUGGGCCGAGGCCAUUUAGGGCUUUAAAGGUCAACACCAACACUUUGAAUUGUGCUCGGAAACGUACUGGGAGCCAGUGUAGGUCUUUCAUACCCGGUGUUAUAUGGUCUCGGCGGCCACUCCCAGUCACUAGUCCAGCUGCCACAUUCGGGAUUAGUUGUAGUUUCCGGGUCACCUUCAAAGGUAGCCCCACGUAGAGCGCAUUGCAGUAGUCCAAGCGGGAGAUAACUAGAGCAUGCACCACUCUGGCAAGACAGUCCGCUUUUUUCGUUCUUCCUCUCACUGUUCACCGUGGGGUUGCUCAAACACCCACAUUCUCCUAAGACUUUUCUGCAAAACCAGCCCAUUUGAUCUGCACCAGGUGGGCCUUCCAUUCCUUGGGCGCAUUGGGUGAGGAAGAGAGACUAGACAAGCCACAAGCAAACAGCAAGCACAUUUAAGUCGUUGAGCUUGAGCAUCAGGGCAAAUAUUCCUCUACAUCAGCACGGUUUAAUAUUGUGGAAUUUUGAAAGGUGGAUGGCGGGUGGCUGGUAGCCCCUGCCACAUCCUGGAAAUCAAGGGGAAGCAAGAGGGCAGGUUGAAGAAAACAAAGAGGAGAUUCCGUUUUCCAAAAUGAUGGUUCCUGCACAAAUUUCUCAUGGUGAUUUCCUGUCCUGGAGCUGCAGGAAGUGAGCUUUGGGAGCAAGGAAGGGGGUUUGUGCAGCCUGUUCAGAUAACCAGCUCCCAGAAUUUCAACUUCCUGCUGGUGAAGCAGGUGGUGAUAAUCCACACAGGUUCUAAGACCCCUCUGCCCUUUCCUUCCCGGUAGAAUGAGAGUGUGAGUCUGCCAGAGGGCACGUGCUAUCUUGAUGCUUUAGUGCAGGGGUCGGCAACCUAAGGCCCGUGGGCCACAAGCUGCCCACGGGGGUCGUUUAACUGGCCCACGAGCUGCCUGCUUGGCAAGUCCCCGUGUGCUGCCCUAAACCAGCACAGCAUGGCACGGGGACUCGCUUCCGCAGCACCGGAAAUCGCGGGCGCGGUCUGGCCCACAGAAGGAUCUCUGCUGGAGUGAACUGGCCCAGGCAAGGUAAACCUUGCUGACCCCUGCUUUAGUGGGAUAUAAAGUCGGCUGCAGAAAAAGGGAUCAUGAGGCCGCUGCAGAAACAAAGGGGGGAUUUAUGCUGGGAGGUAGCCUUGGUCCACCCAGAAUGGAUGGACUGGGGGUUUGGGGAGAUGAAACCUUAAAAAAAAAUUGUGGCAGGAACAACCAGAGUUUGGUGUGCACUGAAGUGACUGGCUGGGCAGACCAGUGUAGCUGAGCAUUUGACAGGCACUUGACUUGACAGGCUGCCUCUGUAAAGCUCUCUGGGUCGAUCUUAAGGACUAGGAACCUGGACGAAAAUUGAGGCCACUCAGCAUGUAGUGGGUUGGUUCUGCACCCAGGACCAAAUUCUGAACUUGUUCAGGACUUGAUGCGGCAAACACAGAAACUCUUUUCUAGUCUCUAGGGUUUUAUUUGCCUGGCCAAACACUAGACACCUGCCGCUUCUCCAAGCUCCUCUAAUCUUUAAGCCUUCUGCUGUUUCUGCCACGUCAAUACCCAAUUCCUACAAUGAUGAUGAUCAGCUGAACUAAAUUGUCAAGCACCAGCACAAAUGCUCCUCUACAUCAAUACUGUUUAAUAGUGCAGAAUUUUGAGGGGUGAAUAGCUGGUGGUUUGUGGAGCUGUACAUCUCUAGCUCCACCCCCCCCCCCAAAUAUCUCUCACACACUCUAUGCAGUGCUUGAUUGCAAUAAUAAUAAAAAACCACUCACAACGCAAUUUACAAAAGAUUAAACAGCAAAACUUAGAAAAAUGUACAAUUUCUAUUCCUCAUGACUAGAAGAGAUGCACUCAGCAAGGCUACUUGAGCUUCUGCUUGGAUUUGCCACUCGAGCCCUUCUCCUGCUGCGCUUCUCAUCCCCUUCCUCCCCCUAUCAGAAUGAUAACUCUUCUUUAAAACUCCUCUAUCAAGGUUGGAAUAAAAUAGGGGUCAGCAGUUAGAUUGACCAAGGAAUGGCUAGAGACUUUCCUUGGCACAGUAUUUUGCUUUUUUUUAACAGACGUGUCGAGGGCAGAAAACCUUUGCAGACUGUUUUUUUGGGUGCAUUUUUUUAAAAAAGCAAUUGCAAGUAAAACACUGUUUUCUCCAGUUCAGGAGGUGGACCUGUCCCUCCUGGCCUCAAGGUGCUUAAUCAUCAACUGUGUCUGAGGCCAUUUGUUGCGGCAUAGGGCAGUAAGAAAACUGCAGGCUUAGGCAGAACUUGCGACCAGAAGGGGUCCGGGAGGGAGCUGGGAGGUUCUGCUCAACUGACCUCUGCUCUGCUGGAGGCAGGAUUUCAGCUGGGGCUGUUUUUGCUCCUGGCUGGUCAUCCGUCCAUGUUUGUUCCUCUGUCUUGGGUUAAAAGUGCAGGCCCCCUCCACCCCCCCAAAGAUCCAGCUCUGCAUUCUGCAAACCAAGUUCCAGUCCAGUUUGUGUGUCUCGGUCAACAGCAUCACGUGCCACAGAUGUGGCAAGCUGCUUUUGGACCCUGAGGGGAUUCUCAAGAACGCUUUUGUCACUGCAUGCCAGCCACGAGGAACUCAAGCAAUUCGUUGGGGCUGCCGUGUGUUUUUUUUUAAGGGGUGCUGAGGAAGAGAGGGAGAGCUGUGCCCCUCUCAUCACCCUCCGUUGCAUUGCAAAGGAUCCCACAGCAGAUGAACCUCUCAGUAUUGCCCCCCUUAACAAGACUGCUGUCCGAAAGGGGUGGGAGACACACAAUACCUAAGAGAUUAAAUAAUAAUAAUAGUGUGUGUUUACCCUAAACUAGUUCUUUGGAGUCUAGACCAGUGUGAUUUUCUUUUUCAUUCAUUCUUUAUACAAUCAUACCUUGGGUUACAGAUGCUUCGGGUGGUGCGAUUUCGGGUUGCGCACUACGCCGAACUCGGAAGUACCGGAACGGGUUACUUCUGGGUUUCGGCGCAUGCGCAGAAGCGCUGGAUCGCAACCCGCACGUGUGCAGAUGCAGCGCUGCAGGUUGCAAACGUGCUUCCCGCAUGGAUCACGUUCGCAACCCGAGUGUCCACUGUACAGUGCCAGAAAUGCAGGGAGGGAGGCUUUUAAUUUGUCAUUUGACGCAGGGAGACAACUGCAGUGGAAUUCCCUCCCUUAACAGGCCAGACUAGCCCCAUCACCGAUGGUCUUGAGGCAGGCAGGCAGUUAAAACUGAAAUUUCAUCUGUGUUGCAGGCUACUUUAGGGGUCUUUGUUAGGAUGGAAAAGUGCUCUCAGAAGCAGAUUACAAAUUGGUGAUGAGGAGGCCUCUGGGUCUCCUUUAUUCUGCUAUGUGGACUUAGGUUUGGCUAUUGCAGAGCAGCCUUCGCUGACCUGGUGCCCUCCAGAUGUUUGGGACUACAGCUCCCAUCAGCCCCAGCCAGCAAGGCCACGCUCCCACCCACCUCUGCAUCAUACAGCUGUGCUGGAGGGGCUAAUGGCAGUCAUAGUCCAGAACAUCUGGAGAGCCCUGAAUUGGUGAAGGUGGCUGUUGAGCAUGGGGCACCACUGCUACCCAGCUGGCUUGGGUAGGAAGACCUGUAAGAGGCGCCACAGAGGAGAUCGCCUUGUUGCAGCAUCAUGGAGGAGCUGAAGGCAGCCUUCGCCAGGCUUGUGGCUCUAUGGGAGACAGUGCCACUGGUUUUCUCAUGCCUAGGGUGAAGAGACGGACUCUUUAAUCUAGGGUGUGGUGCCUGAUUCAUUCUUGACCCUGCCUAGUGGUGUGUUUUUGUAUUCCCCAAUUGCCAGCUAAUCUGGUUAAUACCUGAAGGAGCGUCUCCACCCCCAUCGUUCUUCCCAGACACUGAGGUCCAGCUCCAAGGGCCUUCUGGCGUUUCCCUCCCUGUGAGCAAGUGAGGUUACAUGGGACCAGGCAGAGGGCCUUCUUGGUGGUGGCACCUGCCCUGUGGAACACCCUCCCUUCAGAUGUCAAGGAAAUAAACAACUACAGUGGUACCUCAGGUUAAGUACUUAAUUCGUUCCAGAGGUCCGUACUUAACCUGAAACUGUUCUUAACCUGAAGCACCACUUUAGCUAAUGGGGCCUCCUGCUGCUGCUGCACUGCCAGAGCACAAUUUCUGUUCUUAUCCUGAAGCAAAGUUCUUAACCUGAGGUAAUAUUUCUGGGUUAGCGGAGUCUGUAACCUGAAGCGUAUGUAACCCGAGGUACCACUGUAUCUGACUUUUAGAAAACAUCUGAAGGCAGCCCUGUUUUGGGAAGUUUUUAAUGUUUGAUGUUUUAUUCUGUUUUUAGUGUUCUGUUGGGAGCUGCCCAGAUGGGCGGGGUAUAAAUUAUUAUUGUUAUUAUUAAUUAUUAUUAUUAGGCAUGAUUCUCCAGAAUGCCAAGAAAUGGUAAAUUGUGAGGGUUAGGGUGGUGUAGAGAGGAACUCGAGUGCACAAACAGGUCAUAGUUUGAAUAAGGAACCUAGAAGGAGGAAAUCUUUGGCCAAGGGUCCAAAAACCCAGGCACCCAGUUGCCACUGGUUACUAAAAUUUGGAGUAAUGCUUGAGUUUCCAGAAGUUGGCUGAUCUCUCCCUACCCAUCACUGACUGAAUUUAUGCUGGUCUGUCUAGGAUCUGCUUGCUGCCUUGUCCUGUUCUCAACCAGUAGCCACUUCCUAGAGAAAGGGUUUCCCAGUUAGAGCUCUGAUCUCUCUUGGCUAAGCUGUGGAAGGAAGGAAGGAAGGAAGGAAGGAAGGAAGGAAGGGUGGGUGAUCAGGCCCACUUGGGGCUCUGAUGUCCUUCCAAACCGGCUGCCACAAAAUCUGGCUGGUGCCUUCGGCUUUGCAAAAGUUACCGUAUUUUUUGCUCCAUAAGACACACUUUUUUCUUCCUCAAAAGUAAGGAUAAAUAUAUGUGCAUUUUAUGGAGCGAAUGCAUGGUCCCUGGAGCCGAAUUAAGGUACCCCUACCCAUAUGGGCCAGUCGUGACCGACUCUAGGGUUGUGCGCUCAUCUCACUUAAGAGGCCGGGAGCCAGCGCUGUCCGGAGACACUUCCAGGUCACGUGGCCAGCGUGACGAAGCUGCUCUGGCGAGCCAGCACCAGCGCAGCACACGGAAACACCGUUUACCUUCCCGCUAUAAAGCAGUACCUAUUUAUCUACUUGCACUUAGGGGUGCUUUCGAACUGCUAGGUGGGCAGGAGCUGGGACCGAAAGACGGGAGCUCACCCCGCCACGGGGAUUCGAACCGCCGACCAUGCGAUCGGCAAGUCCUAGGCACUGAGGUUUUACCCACAGCGCCACCCGGGUCGGAGCCGAAUUGCCCAGGGGCAAAAAGCAGAUCAUGCUUUUUUUUUUUUUUUGAAAGAGGGGAGUGGGUGUUGAAACAAAGCCGCUGAUCGUUUGCCGAUCGGGGAGAGAGAUAAGGGAUGCUAGAGAUGAAGGAGGCUGCCUGGGAGUGGGGAGGUAAAGACAGCAAACUUGCAAAGGGGGGAAACAGGAAGACUAAAGCAAUAAGGAGAGAAAUUAGAAGAAAAGGAGGAGCAAAAAACUGCUCUAACUAAGGAAAAGACACUAAGGCAAACAAGAGGAAAGGGUGUGAUGAAAGCAAACAGCUGAUUGGUGGGAUCGGCAGAGAGAUAAGGGACAUUAGCGGAGGCUGCCUGGGAGGGGGGGGGAGGUAAAAGCCCAUGGAUCCUCAGGAUUUUUACAUUGGGUCACCCCAAAUUCACCAUCAGAUCACAUGUCUGUGGCCACAGCAUGAACCACAAAAAUCAUACAAUCACUGUUUCGUUUAGAAUAUUUUUUUCUUGUUUUAAUUUAAAAACUAGGUGCGUCUUAUGGUCAGGUGCGUCUUAUGGAGCAAAAAAUAUGGUGCCCUCCUCUCUCCCUGCUGCUUUGGGUUUCCCCCGCACUCUCCAGAUAAAGACCAAAUCCUGCACUUCAGCAUCAAGAAGGACACAUCUCUUAACCUGCCCCCUUCCAUCCCACAGAAUUACUGCGACGGCGUCCAGCGUCGGAGCUGCUGGGAUUCCUGCGGGUGGCGUCCUCACCCUCGCCAUCAUCUUGGAAGCUGUCGGGCUGCCCACCAACGACAUCUCCCUCAUCCUGGCAGUGGACUGGCUUGUGUAAGUACCGCGGGGGCAAAGUUUGAGGGAGAGGCUCAGCGAUCAGGAGCGACUGGCGAUUUCCCUGACUGAUGUUCAUCGCAGGGUUGGCAGGCUGGCUAGUCCCAACUUCCCCGCCAAAAGACGGGAUCUUUUUCCCUCCCGCCUCCUUGCUAGUUCCCCUUCCGGUCCUCUUCUUCUUGUGUUGGCCUCAUUCUGCAAGCUUAGAGGAGGGACUUUUGCAGCAAGUGGCUCAAGGGAAAGGCCCCAGGUUCACAUAGGAAAGCAGAAGCCAUUGCCUAGAAAGGAGGCGGUAGGUAACCAGUUGAAUCUUCUGCAAAUAAUCCUCCAAGGACAAUUUUUUGGGGUGGGGCGUUUGGCUGGACAAACCUGCCUUGGACCAAGGCCACAUUUGCACCAUACACUGUUAAAAGAUGCCAUAUAAUGCCCAUUCUGCGUUUAUAAGAAUUCGAUCUUUUAGCGUGGCAACACCUAAACUUGAACUCGCUGCCCGUUGACAUCACCCGUGCUCCCACAGGGUUCUCUUUUUGUCACCUUCCGAAUUUUGUUUCAUUGAUCAGACAAGGCUACCCAGAUGCUUAGAACGUUGAUGUGCGUUUUGAUCUGUUUUUAGUUUAUUGCUGAUUUUAAUUCUUAAAUAGUUUUUUUAGCUGUUUUUGCCGUUACUUUUACUGUUUCCUCCUUGUAAACCACGUUGAAGGUUUUUUAAAAAUUUUUACAAACAAGCUGUGUAUAGGUUUUAUGAAAUAAUAAAAAUCAAUACAAUUAAAGGGUUAUGAUUCCGCUUUCAACAACGGCUUUGCCUGGAAAAUCCUGGGAGCUGUAGUUUAUUCAGGGUGCAGAGAGUUGUUAGGAGACACUCCUAUUCCCCUUCACAGCUACAAUUCCCAGAGUUGCCUGUAAAGAAGGAUUGAUCAUUAAACUACUCUGGGAAUUGUAGUUCUGGGAGGGGAACAGAGUCUCCUGGCAACACUCUGUGCAAACCAAAGCUCCCAGAAUUACUCAGGGGAAGCCGUUCCUGUUUAAAGUGGUAUCAGUGCGCUUUCUAUGGAUGGUGCAGAUGUGGCCAAAAUCGGGCUGCUGGUCUGUCCAGCCCUGUAAUCAGAGUGGAAGUAGCAGCUCCCCAAAGAUUCAAGCAGGGGUCUUUUCCAGCUUUGCUGCCUGACGAGGUCUUUUCAAGCACAGAUGCAGUGUUGAAUGGGGAACCUUCUGACUCUGAGCCAUUUUUCUUGCUUUUUUUUUUUUUAACCCAGUCUCUCUGGGGAGGAAUCAAGCAGGUCUCUCCUCCAAUAUGUCCCCGGGAUGCUCAUUUACCCGCUGAGCGGUGUGUUUUGUUCGUGGCGGCCAGGGGGUGUAUUUGUCCAACUGACUUGUCCAGUAUGGCUGGCUGGGCCAGGUGUGCUGGGGGGGCCUCAGAGGAAAGGUUAAAAGCAGCUGAGCAUUUAGCUUUUCCUCCUGUCGCUUGGGGGAAUCUGCACAUGGCGCAAGAAUACAGGAAGGGCCCGGCUGGAUCUGGCCCAAAGGUCUUGCCUGGUUCAGCAGCCACAUGCCUGUGCGUGUUCUUAAGCGGGGCACAAAGGUCUCAGCCUUUCCCUCGCUGCGAGAAGCCAAGUUACAGGGAACCAGGCAGAGGGCCUUCUCGGUAGUGGCGCCCUGCCUGUGGAACGCCCUCCCACCAGAUGUCAAAGAGAACAACAACUACCAGACAUCUGAAGGCAGCCCUGUUUAGGGAAGCUUUUAAUGUUUGAUGUAUUACAGUAUUUUAAUAUUUUUUUGGAAGCCGCCCAGAGUGACUGGGGAAGCCCAGCCAGAUGGGCGGGGUAUAAAUAAUAAAUUAUUAUUAUUAUUAUGAUUAUUAUUCCCUGCUGUUUGUCUGGUUCUCAGAGAUAGAUUGCUCCUGAACAUGGAGGCUCUUUGUCCAGUGAAUGUUGCUAACAACCCUUAUUGCUUAACCCCGAGCACCUCAGUCAUUGCCUCUUUCUUUUGCACCAGGGAUCGCACCUGCACCGUCCUAAACGUGGAAGGCGAUGCUUUUGGCGCUGGGCUCCUGCAGGUGUACACCGAAAGGACGGAAGGCAAGGCAGAGGCAGAGGAGCUGAUGGAGAUCAAGACGGACGCCGGCAAGGAAGUGGGGGCGGAAGAAGGCUCCCCACUGAUCAAGAGGGACGGGCCUGCCCCCUUGGAGGGCAUCAACUCCUGCGAAAAAGAAUCUGUGAUGUAA
Podarcis lilfordi (Lilford's wall lizard) is the source of this 36735-nucleotide messenger RNA. NCBI's taxonomy places the organism in Eukaryota, Metazoa, Chordata, Lepidosauria, Squamata, Lacertidae. The record is from the annotation of a GenBank genome assembly.